AUGGGGUCCACCCCCCCCCCCCCUCUCUCUCUCAAAAACGAAAUCAGCCCUUGUCAUUACCUAAUCCCCCAAAAACGAAAUCCACAUUCUUCGUCUUCUCUAUCUCUCAUUCAUCAGAAAGGUGUCGACUUCAACGAUUCUUCUUCAGAUGAUCUAAUCCGGUGGGGAAACUCCAACAACAGCUUCAUCAUCGUUGACUCUUUAGCUUUCUCACAACGCCUCUUACCUGCUUACUUUAAGCACAGUAAUUCUCUAGUUUCAUUCGCCAACUUAAUACCUACAAAAGUGAAUCUGGAUCGAUGGGAGUUUGUGAAUGAGUGGUUUCUGAGAGGACAAGUGCAUUUAUUUAAGAACAUUGUGAGGAAGAGGCAAGUGAACAGAAGCGGUGGGUGUCAAUUGCUUGCGAUGAUGAAUGUUUUCUUCUUAUUCUUCCAGAUGUUAUUGCACAUCGCCAUGGCUUCUGCAGCUGUUGUUCCUUCAUCGAGUAAUGAAGCAUUUGACAUGGGUAAACCAGUAAGAUCCGUUACCAUGGUUUGGAAAUUGAGCAUGGAUUCGAGCCUUCCCUGUGCAAUUUCAGCCUGGUAG
This is a messenger RNA of Lactuca virosa, 585 nucleotides long. NCBI's taxonomy places the organism in Eukaryota, Viridiplantae, Streptophyta, Magnoliopsida, Asterales, Asteraceae. The record is from the annotation of a GenBank genome assembly.